AUGAAGCGGGUUUCCUCAGUGUUGGGUCCUGGGUGUCGGCGGCGUCCCGGAGGACGCCCGGAAGUCGGGUUCCGCACGGACGUUGUGCAGUGUGUGAGCAUGACGUUAACUACUACCAUAUCAGAGGAGAUGAAGCCAGAGAGUGUGUUGCUGCAUCCUCUGGGUAUUGCAGUUGCCCCUGAACCAGAGCUGCUGUGUAUCUUUGGCACGGGGGACUUAGGGCGCUCUCUGGGCCUGCGUCUGCUCCAGUCUGGCUACAGGGUGGUGUACGGCAGCCGAAGACCUCACAGCUGUGGCCCCUUGCCUCAGGGAGCUCAGGUGAUGAGCCACGCAGCGGCAGCUCAGUCGGCCGGUCUGAUCUUUAUUUGUGUUCACAGAGAACACUAUGAAUUCCUCGAGACAAUGGCACCUCAACUGGAAGGAAAGGUGCUGGUGGACCUCAGUAACAACCUGAAGAAAGAUAUGUACCCAGAAGCCAAUGCUGCCUACCUGCAAAGACUGGUCCCUGGAGCUGCUGUGGUGAAAGGCCUCAACACGCUGUCUGCCUGGGCCCUGCAGAAUGGACUUCUGGCAGGAAAACAGGUGUACCUAUGUGGGAACAGUGCAGAAGCAAAGCAGGCUGUAGCAGAGAUGGCCACCAAACUUGGUCUCACUGUUCUGGACAGGGGUACUCUGUCUGCAGCCAGAGAACUGGAGGACUUCCCCCUGCAGCUGUUCCCAGAGUGGAGGCUGCCUCUACGUGUGGCUGUCGGCCUCACCGCCUUCUUCUUCUUCUAUCUGCUAAUAAGAGAUGUCAUCUAUGCUUAUGCUGAACAGGGGAAAGACAUCUCCUUCAGAAUCAUGGUGUCCCUGGCCAACAAGGUGUUUCCCAUUGUGUCACUCAUCAUGUUGUCUCUGUGUUACCUACCUGGUGUCAUAGCAGCCUUCCUUCAGCUCUACAGAGGAACCAAGUACAGGCGCUUCCCUGAUUGGCUGGACCGAUGGAUGCUGUGCAGGAAGCAGAUGGGUCUGGUUGCACUGGGCUUUGCUUUUCUGCAUGCCAUCUACACAUUCAUCAUUCCUAUUCGCUAUGCUGUCAGACAUAAAUUCAUCUCGCGUGUGGUGGAUGAGAUGAAGAACAAUAAAACCACCCCGUUUUACUUUGAUAAUAUAGAAGCAUGGGGCACGGACUCAUUUUAUGUGCUGGGGAUCCUGGGUUUCUUUCUUUAUGUCCUGCUAGGACUAACAUCCCUGCCCUCUGUGGGAGGCUCGCUCAGCUGGAGAGAGUUCAGCUUCAUUCAGUCUAAGCUGGGCCACCUGACCCUGUCCAUAUGCACCACACAUGGCUACAUUUACGGCUGGAACAAAUUUCUUCGUCCCUCUACCUACAAAUGGUAUACUCCACCGGGCUACAUGCUCUGUCUGAUUGUGCCUUCUGUGGUUCUGGUGCUCAAGAUGCUUCUCCUCCUUCCUUGCGUGGACCGCACUCUCGCCCGCAUUCGACAAGGCUGGGAGAGGACCCAACCGAGGGAAGACGUGGAUGAGAGCAAGGCCGCCAACCUUUGA
Messenger RNA from Toxotes jaculatrix (banded archerfish), 1545 nucleotides. Its product is annotated as metalloreductase STEAP4-like. NCBI's taxonomy places the organism in Eukaryota, Metazoa, Chordata, Actinopteri, Toxotidae. Gene Ontology annotation, cellular component: plasma membrane; endosome. Bases 1 to 1545 code for a protein of 514 amino acids. The record is from RefSeq and is a predicted model, not a curated record. Gene Ontology annotation, biological process: copper ion import. Gene Ontology annotation, molecular function: ferric-chelate reductase (NADPH) activity; cupric reductase (NADH) activity. The transcript has 10 exons.